Molecule: messenger RNA, 1002 nt
Organism: Geodia barretti
Lineage: Eukaryota; Metazoa; Porifera; Demospongiae; Tetractinellida; Geodiidae
Source: the annotation of a GenBank genome assembly
CUGGUCCGGAUUCAGGCCAGCGGUGUCUGCCACACCGAUCUGCACUACAAGCUGGGCAAAAUUACCAACGAGUUUCCCUUCCUGCUGGGUCACGAGGGUUCCGGCAUCGUGGAGGCCGUGGGCGAGGGCGUUACCGAGCCUAAGGUAGGCGACUACGUGGUGCUGGCCUGGCGCGCGCCCUGCGGCAACUGCCGGUUCUGUGCCUUGGGACAGCCCAACCUCUGCUCCGCCAGCCUUAACGCCCAGCCCCGGAUGACGGCCAAGAAAGACGGAGCCGUCCUGAACCCUGCCCUGGGCAUCGGCACCUUCUGCACCCAUACCGUGGUGGCCGCCCGCCAGGCCGUGCCCGUCCCCACCGCAUGCCCGCCGGAACAGGCAAGCCUGCUGGGCUGCGGCGUCACAACCGGAGUAGGCGCGGUACUAUACACCGCCGGAGUGCGUCGGGGCGGCACCGUGGCAGUCUAUGGCUGCGGCGGCAUUGGCUCCAGCGUUAUUAUGGGCGCAAAGCUGGCCCGUGCGUCCAAGAUUAUUGCCGUAGACAUCUCCGAGAACAAGCUGGCGUGGGCCAGAGAGUUCGGGGCAACCGACGUAGUCAACGCGGCCAACACCGAUCCGGUGGAAGCCAUAAAGGAACUCACCGGCGGCAACGGCGUGGACUACUCCUUCGAGUGCGUGGGCAUGCCGCAGACACUGCUACAGGCACUCUGGUCCCGUGACCUGGCUGGCACCUGUGUCCUCAUCGGCGUUCCCGACCCGACGAUGGUAGUGGAUGUGCCUAUGCUCCAGUUCUUUGGCCUGGGCGGCUCCCUGCGGGUAAGCUGGUACGGUGACAACCUCCCGUCCCGCGACUUUCCCCUGCUGGCCAACUACUACCUGUCGGGAGAACUGGACCUGGACCGAGUAGUGUCUGCCGUGAUUGGUCUGGAGGAUACCGAAGCGGCCUUCGAGGCUAUGGAACGGGGAGAAACCCUGCGUUCCGUAAUUCGCAUACCGGAUGCCUAG